Cetraspora pellucida is the source of this 171-nucleotide messenger RNA. Lineage: Eukaryota; Fungi; Glomeromycota; Glomeromycetes; Diversisporales; Gigasporaceae. The record is from the annotation of a GenBank genome assembly.
AUACUGGUAUAGCUGAAGAGAUAAUAGCACACAUUGUUGCCAGAAUUCAACAAAGCUCUAGAGAUUUGGUAGCUGGUAUAGAUGUUAACACACAAAAUGAACACAGAGGAAAUGAUCAAUCGACAAAUUCCACUUACUUAAGUUUUAUGAUUAUUAUGUCUACAAAGUCUU